AUGGCUGGCGUCUUUACUCAACACAGUCAGUCGACUGUGCCAGCACUGCCUCUACAAUCCUCCAGCAAGGCUUCCAUUCCCGCUUUGGAAGAUGACAAGGAGAACCAGCCCAGUGCCCCUGUGGUCCCCGUACCAGCUGCGGCCCUGAGCCGUAUGAGCCUUGAGUCUAUCGGUCGGCCGCGAUCAUCAGCCUCCAUUCCUCAGACCACCCUCACGCCUCUCAGCGAGAGACCUUUGCACCAGGCGCUCAUGGACCAGGCAUUGGAUAUGGCUCGACUAGCACUGCGAACCAACGAGACACCCGUUGGUUGUGUCCUUGUCCACAACGGAUCGGUCAUUGCGAGAGGCAUGAAUGCCACGAACGUGACUCGGAACGGUACCCGCCAUGCUGAGUUCAUGGCAUUGUCUGCACUGCUGUCCUACCGACCCAACAAUAGUGAGGAGGCCGUCGAUGCUCAGCUUCGCCAACAGGCCAGCGAACGUUCCAAAGUAGAUGUUCCUGACGACGAAUCGGACUUGUUCCCCGACGACGACGAGUAUGUUAGGAAAGGUCACCUCUACCCUUACGGCCAGAAGCUUCAUCUCGAUCCUCGGGUCGACCGCUCUAUCGUCCGGGGGUGCACUCUUUACGUCACAGUCGAGCCCUGCGUCAUGUGCGCUGGUCUGCUUAGACAACUCGGUAUCAAAAAGGUCUACUUUGGCGCUGUCAACGACAAGUUUGGCGGAACUGGUGGCGUGUUCAGCAUCCACAAGAACUCUACAGACACCCGCCAAGACCCCAAUCCGGUCACUGUUCUCAGGCCGCUCCAGAUCAAUGCCUCCAACGUUCCAAGACCGGUCAGCUCUGCAUCUGCGAAGAGUUCCCUCAACAGUAAUCGUCCCGCGAGCCGAGGUGGCGAUGGCGGAAACGUUGAGCCAGGCUUCGAAGCAGAAGGCGGUUGGGGCCGCGACGAAGCAGUCGGUUUACUGCGGAGAUUCUACGUGCAGGAGAAUGGAAGAGCACCAGUACCGCGCAAGAAGGAAGGCCGCGCUGCUAGACUGGCAGCCAUGGAGCAGGCUGGAGGCGAAGGCGGAACACCUGUACCCUCCGAGGCUUUCGAUGUCGCUGGCAACGGUCCUUCAACUGUCUCCAACCGCAGUGACGACACGGACGAGGCUUGA
This is a messenger RNA of Colletotrichum phormii, 1161 nucleotides long. Its product is annotated as cytidine deaminase-like protein. NCBI's taxonomy places the organism in Eukaryota, Fungi, Ascomycota, Sordariomycetes, Glomerellales, Glomerellaceae. Gene Ontology annotation, molecular function: tRNA-specific adenosine-34 deaminase activity. Gene Ontology annotation, cellular component: nucleus; cytoplasm. The transcript is spliced from 3 exons. The record is from RefSeq and is a predicted model, not a curated record. The coding region runs from base 1 to 1161 and encodes 386 amino acids. Gene Ontology annotation, biological process: tRNA wobble adenosine to inosine editing.